AUGGGUCUGACGCGAAGAAUAGCAUUGCUCCUCUGCCCAUGGGUAGUCCAACUGCUAAUCCAGCGAACCCUCGGAAGUGACAUUUUGGCAAAUGAAGGGAAGAAGGAGAAGGAUGAUGUGCAUAAAAUUAUAAGUGAGUUACGGUUCCUACAGAAAGUAGAAACCAUUUUGGAGAGUAGCAAUAUGAGCGUUUCGGAUGUAGAGGCAGAUGUGAAUGCAUACAAUCCGGAUAGGGAUGCUCCCAGGGAAGAACUGGAAAAAUUGCAAGACCAGCAGGAAGAACCUGAAAAAGAAAUUAAUCACUUACGUAAGAACCCACAAAGAAGAACAGAAAAAAAAGAAGCAUCUAUAAAAAACAAAAAAGCAUUACGAUUAAUCGUGAGUGAGAAUCAUGCCACGAGUCCAUCCUUCUUCGAAGAGUCUCUACUUCAGGAAGAUGUGAUGAGUUUUAUCCAGAGUAAAGGGAAGCUAGCCAAUUUAAAAAACUUGAAAUCUAUUAUUAUUGAUUUGAAUGACGACAUGACGGAUGAGGAGUUGGCAGAAUAUAUUAGCAUGUUGGAGAGGAAGGGGGCCCUCAUAGAAUCGGACAAGUUGGUAGGAGCGGAUGACAUCAGCCUUGCAUCUAUAAAAGAUGCAGUUAGGCGUGGAGAGAGUCGCUUAAAUUUGGACAAAUUUCACAGCACCAUGUUGGAGGUGCAGGACGGGGAGGCGAAGACCAGCCAUCCGGGCAGUGCCAUCGGUGGGAGCGAUGUAAGCGAUGUAAACGGUGGAAGCGAUGUACGCGGUGGCGACAGCAGCAGCGAUGAUGACAUCCUAUUAGAGGGGUCCAUACACACGGAGUCCUACCUCCCAGGGAGAAAAACAAGCAAUAGUUACAAAUUUAACGACGAAUAUAGAAACCUGCAGUGGGGACUAGACCUUGCCAGGUUAGACGAAACACAGGAUCUAAUAAACACGAACCGAGUGAGUGUAACAAAAAUUUGUGUAAUUGAUAGCGGAAUCGAUUACAAUCACCCUGACUUAAAAGGAAACAUAGAUGUGAAUAUGAAAGAGCUAUAUGGACGAAGGGGAGUGGAUGAUGAUAACAAUGGAGUCGUUGACGACGUGUAUGGAGCGAACUUUGUGAAUAACAGUGGUGAUCCCAUGGAUGACAAUUAUCAUGGAACCCAUGUAUCCGGAAUCAUUUCCGCUGUUGGGAAUAACAACAUCGGCAUAGUAGGAGUGGAUGGACACUCCAAGCUAAUCAUAUGUAAGGCUCUGGAUCAGCACAAGUUGGGACGAUUAGGGGACAUGUUCAAAUGUAUUGAUUAUUGUAUUAGUAGAAAGGCACAUAUGAUUAAUGGUAGUUUUUCUUUUGAUGAAUAUAGCAGUAUCUUUAACGCAUCUGUGAAUCACUUACGAUCCUUGGGAAUUCUUUUCUUCGUCUCAGCAAGCAAUUGUGCACAUGAUAAGCUGACCGAACCAGAUAUCACCAAAUGUGAUCUUGCCGUUAAUUAUAGGUACCCCCCUAUAUUGUCCAAGACACACAAUAACGUAAUUGCUGUUGCCAAUUUGAAGAGAGACCUAGAUGACAGUUACUCCUUAUCUGUGAACUCUUUUUAUAGUAACAUCUAUUGCCAGCUAGCUGCUCCUGGCACAAACAUAUACUCUACAACACCCUUCAACAGCUAUCGAAAAUUGAAUGGUACUUCCAUGGCAUCUCCUCACGUGGCUGCAAUCGCUUCUAUCAUUAGAUCUAUUAACCCUAAUUUGAGUUAUGUACAAAUUGUGGAGAUAAUGAAGAACGCCAUUGUGAAGCUGCCUUCUCUCACGGAGAAGGUCUCCUGGGGGGGCUACGUGGAUAUCCUGCUCGCCGUCAACCUAGCCAUCGACUCCAAGUCGGUGCCCUACAUCAAGUCGCAGUCCUGGUUCAGCACCACCCCUUAA
Molecule: messenger RNA, 1926 nt
Organism: Plasmodium cynomolgi strain B
Lineage: Eukaryota; Apicomplexa; Aconoidasida; Haemosporida; Plasmodiidae
Product: subtilisin-like protease precursor
Exons: 2
Coding region: 1-1926 (641 amino acids)
Biological process (GO): proteolysis
Molecular function (GO): serine-type endopeptidase activity
Source: RefSeq, a predicted model, not a curated record